This is a messenger RNA of Bufo gargarizans (Asiatic toad), 3883 nucleotides long. It is a transcript of the gene ANKRD13A, whose product is annotated as ankyrin repeat domain 13A. Gene Ontology annotation, cellular component: cytoplasm. The record is from RefSeq and is a predicted model, not a curated record. The coding region runs from base 360 to 2138 and encodes 592 amino acids. Lineage: Eukaryota; Metazoa; Chordata; Amphibia; Anura; Bufonidae. The transcript has 16 exons. Gene Ontology annotation, molecular function: protein binding.
GCACACGUCAAGUGCUCCAGCCAAUCACCUAAGGCCCAAAGAGGCGUGGGCGUGCUCUGAACGCAAUGCCAGCGAAUGGACGCUCGGCGUGAGAACUGCAAUAUGUCCUGCUGUUGCUCCGCCUACAAACAGCGUCCGCACGUACAGCAGAGUAGGGACAGAGAGACUUGAAACGCAAAUUGUGGAACGCAAGAGGUUGCGGCAACUUCCGUAUGUUUCUUCCCUUUUCCAAGCUGUCCAGCUGUCACUUGUGAGCCUCCUGGCACUUCCCUGUUUAAAAAGUUGGAUUGGAGAGUCCGCUGUUCCCAGAGCGGCCCGAGCCGGGGACGUACAGAGUGAGGCCCAGCCUGUCCUAUAGGAUGAGUGGCGAAGAGGAGCCGAAAGCCAAGUAUCCGCUGCAUGUACUGGUCUGGAAUAAUGACUUCCGUGCCCUGGAGAGGGAGCUGGCCGGAAGGGAUAUUGAAGAGCUGGAUCCACGGGGCCGGACACCAUUGCACCUGGCGGUCUCCUUAGGACAUCUGGAGUCUGCUAGGGUGCUUCUCAGGCAUAAGGCAGAUGUCACAAAAGAAAACCGGGAUGGCUGGACUGUUUUGCAUGAAGCUGUGAGCACCGGAGACCCAGAGAUGGUGCAGAUGGUUCUGCAGUACCGAGAAUUCCACAAGGCGUCUACAGCCCUUGGAGGAGUUCCUGAGCUCCUUAAUAAAACAUUGGAGGCUUCUGAUUUCUAUGUGGAAAUGAAGUGGGAGUUCACAAGUUGGGUUCCAUUGUUGUCCAGAGUGUGUCCCAGUGAUGUUUGUCGGAUAUGGAAAAGCGGUGCCAAGCUUCGUGUUGAUGCCACUCUGUUAGGUUUUGAGAAUAUGAGCUGGAUCCGUGGAAAGCAUAGCUUUAUAUUUAAAGAAGAAGAUAACUGGGCAGAGCUGAUGGAGAUCAACCAUGACGACAGGACAGUCACCAAGGAACGCUUUGACAUCUCACAGGAAAUAGAGGGCAUUACUUUGGAUUCCAUGCAGCCAGCAGAGCGGGAAGUCACCAAGAGACUCACCUCUCCUGUUAUUAACACUUCCCUGGAUACAACUUCAAUUGCCUUUGAAAGAACAAAGUCUGGAUUCUGGGGCUGGAGGACUGACAAAGCAGAAAUGGUUAAUGGGUAUGAAGCCAAGGUUUACUCUGCAAAUAAUGUAAAUGUUAUUACGAAAACACGGACAGAACAUUUAACAGAAGACGAAAAGUCUCGGUAUAAAGCUGACAGGAACUUUUUGGAGUCCUUAUUAGGAACUGUAGAGCACCAGUUUGGAGCACAAGGGGAUCUUACCACAGAAUUUGCCACAGCCAACAACCCGACUGCUAUCACUCCAGAGGAAUACUUUAACCCUGACUUUGACCUUAAAAAUCGGGACAUUGGAAGGCCCAAAGAAUUGACCAUAAGGACUCAGAAAUUUAAAGGCACGCUUUGGAUGUGCGAAGAUUUCCCUCUUUCCUUAGUAGAGCAAGUGACUCCCAUCAUAGACCUAAUGGCCAGGACAAGUUCUCACUUUGCUCAUCUCCGGGACUUCAUAACCCUUCAAUUCCCACCUGGCUUUCCGGUGAAAAUAGAAAUCCCCUUAUUUCACGUGCUGAAUGCAAGAAUUACCUUUGGCAGUGUGAAUACUUGCUCCACGGCAGAGGAGAAGUCUCCAACCACUCCAACCACUCCAACAGGAACACCAGAUGAAGCCGCUGCUGCUCCAACAUUUGAAGUAGAUCAAUCUGUCUUUGAGAUUCCACCGUCAUACCAUAUUCAGGAAAAUGGAAGGAGCCUACAUAUUCGUGAUGAAGAUGAUGAAAUCAUGCAGUUUGCUAUUCAGCAGAGUCUUCUAGAGUGCAGUGGCAAUCAGCAAAUGUCACAAAGCCAUUCAAAUGGAAGCUUUUCUUCAAAUCAGGUGUUUGAUGCCCAGUAUGAAAGGGCUCUGCAGGAAAGCCUUUUUGCCAACUCUCAAAGCGUCCACCCCCCUCUCAGCAGCCAUUCUCAAACCUUUGACAAAGACUUACAAUUUGCUAUGGAACAGUCUGCCAAGGAACAAGAAGAACAAGAAAAGAUGCGUCUCCAAGAAGAGGCCGAGCUGGCAGAGAUUCUCCGGCUCUCUCUUACAGAGAAAUAAACUGUGUGAAUUACAAGAUAAUGACACUGGCUUGGGAACCUCUCAUGAUACGGGUCUAGCCUUCACCUUUCUAAUGCCAGCAGUGAAGAUGCCAUGCGUGAGGGCAUAAGGUCACUCCACAGACUCUGUAUCUACCAAAGAACUGUACAUUUUUGAUACUUUUGAUGUUUAUUUUUUUUUUCCAUUGCUUUAAAGACUUUCACACCAGGGACUCUGCCUCCUUCCUUCUGAUUUCUAGUAGUCAAACAGGCAUCGUAAUAAGCGACUAUUGGCGGAGAGUAAAUUCAGGAUGUAAAUGGAAUGGAUUGGUUUACAGCUUCUCCCUUUUCAGGAAGCGGUAUAGCAGAAGUGUCCUUUUUUUUUAGUUUCUAGAUACAGAUGUAGCUAAAGUAAAUGCAGAGCCGUGUAGACCCCCAUGUAUGUAAAUACUGUAUAUCUGGUGAGUCUUUUAGUUGAACUAGAGCUUACCGGAAGUUGGCACCAGAAGGUGCCACAACUUUGGUUCGGUUACGGAAUCUAUUCAAGUGCUAUGUAAAAAUUUAAAUGAUAGAACAAAAAUACUUUGUAACAAUGGAACAAAACCAUUUCCAGGUAAGAUCACAAAGGCUGUGUUGAAGCACCUGGGACAAUGUAGUCUAUGGUUUGUACUAAACUAAUGAAUAGAAGAUGAUCGAUUUUUCCAGUUAGGCAGCCUGUACACCUUCUGGUGGUGGGACAUUACCCUUUCCAGAAGGCCUCACCAGUAAAUGGCAGAGAUUGUGCGGACGACUACAGUUGCCUUUCCCAGUUGACUCUCGUGGUGCUAUAGAGAAGAUAUUUUCAUUACACAUUUUAAACAGAUGUCAGAAAUUUCCUGAUUUAUUUUAUUUUUUUCUUCUUGUACAAAUGUGCAACUUUCCAAGUAAGGCAAAGGUUUAAAGGAGAACUCUAUUCAAAAAUGAAAAAUCGUUAAGUGUAUUUAUGGUCUUACCACAUUAUAAAUUCUAUACGCGCUCGCUUUGUUACAGUAUGGUUUCUACAUUGUAGCAGGUAAUGGCUUUCAUUUAUUUAUUUAUUAUUUUAGCAGAUCUCCCACCCCAGGAAAUAUCAGCCAUGCAUUACCCAUCCCUACAUAAUAAGCAGUGGGCAGGUGCAUAGAGCCACGUUCCUGCCAAACUCCACCCUCUGUAAAAAAAAAAAAAGAAUACAUUUAGAAAAUCCAAUCUGACAAUGAGGCUAAGCUAAAGUUUCCAACCAUGAUCAUGACUGAUAUCCUUCAUGCACAGGUUACUGUUACGUGGGGCUUUGAAUGCAGAUAAUAUUUUAAAAAUCUCAUUACAAUUUUUAAGUGUGUAAUCUGCGGUGCAGAUUUCGAAAAAUGCAGCAUGGUGGCUCAGUGGUUAGCGCUGGGGUCCUGGGUUCAGAUAUGACCAAGGACAUCACCUGCAUGGAGUUUGUAUGUUCUCCCUGUGUUUGCACGGAUUUCCUCCAGGUAUUCUGGUUUCUUCCUUUUAUACUUCAAAGACAUACUUAUAGGGAAAUUAGAUUGUGAGCUCCAUUGGAGACAGAGAGUCAUCGUUUAAAACUUUGCGGAAUGUGUCGUCGCUAUAUGAGGAAGUCAAAUAAAUGUCAAUUCUUUCUGAGGAUUUUCAUUUCGAACUUCAAAGAGUGAAAUCUGGGUUAAAUGCGCAACAUAAUCCACAAGUAACACAUAUGCGGAUUUUGCUGCAGAUUAAAAUGUACACACAGCAAAUUCUACAUGCAAA